UAUACAAAUAAAUGGGUUCAGCAUGUUAAAAACAUAAUAUUGAUAAUUCUGAUUAUUCAUAUACUGAUGAAAUUAAAUAACAAGACUUUAAAACAGAGAAAGAAUAUUAUCCUUUAAAAGUUCACAAAGGAGGUAGAAAACCUCUACAUAAAACUAAAAUACCUAUAAAAUAAAUCGAAACUGACCAUCAUUUUUAAGAAUCAGCAUCACAAUCUGUUGACUUAAUAAAUCUAUAACCAAAGUCUUGCCAUUUAAAAUCUACUCAUUCAAGUUCAGAAAAAAAAAUAAUUACUAAUGAAACAAAAAAUCAAUUAAUUAGCAUAAUCAAAUAGCCAAGGUCAUACAAAAACAUUUAAUCAUAAUAACUGACUUUUUCCAUAAUUAAUAGUAAACGAUAAUUAACAAAUAAAAAACUUAGAGGAUAAUCAGAAAAACAUGUUAGAUUUAAAUUAACAAAAUCACAAAUAUAAAGAUAAAGAUCACAUUCCCAAUCCAGAAUAAGAUCAAAUAUUUAAGUAUAUAUUAAUUUGUGA
Molecule: messenger RNA, 533 nt
Organism: Paramecium sonneborni
Lineage: Eukaryota; Ciliophora; Oligohymenophorea; Peniculida; Parameciidae
Source: the annotation of a GenBank genome assembly